GUGCCGCCCGAAGAUGGCUGCCGGCCCGGUGAUGGCUGGCGUCCGCUACGGGUGGGAGGGGUUGUGUGCUUAGCGAGGGUGGGAAAGGUUGUUCUCCGCCCGGUCAUGGCUGAGCUGGAGGAGGGGAAGGAGGGAGCGGCAGUGACGAAGAGCACCAUGGAGGCGGCGGGGAGCAUCCCGCUGCCGCCCCUGCGCCUGCCCUGUCAGCCGGUAUCUUCCCAUGAACACAAAUUAAACUUUGGGAAGAGCAAGGAAAUGUGUUUAAACUUCAUUCAAGAUGCUAUGCUACAAAAGCAAUGGAACAGGGCUGCAGAGUUUCUGACCUUCUAUGCUGAGGCACUAGAGAAAGACUUUUCUAGAGACUACAUGGGUCCAUCAGAGAUAAUUUGGAGAAUAGGAACUGAAAUCCUGUGCCAUCAUUCCCACAGCGGCAUGAAAGAGUUCAACUCUUUCAUAGAACAGAUGAAAACUUUUGGAGUAAAAAGGUAUUUGAAGGUUUGUUUAGAACAUUCCUUUCAUCUCCUUUGUAAUGGGCUAGUAGAUGAAGCUUACCAAAACCUGUCCCUGGCAGAAAGCUGGAGGUUUGGAGAACACACAGCCAUUCGGGAUAAAGAAAUUAAACUGAUUCAGGCUUACAAGGGACUGUUGGACUACUACAGCUGGUCUAAGCAGAAGAACAUCCUGUUAGAGCAUGAUGAGGAUGAAUUUGAAGACUUAUCUGUGGAACAGGAAAUGCACAGUUACUUUCGGAAGGCAGCAGUGAACUUAAAGGAGAUCAUUAAAAUACCUGGAGUCUGGGAUAUCUUUGUGAAAUGCUAUGUGGACUUGUUGGAGUUCUAUGGAGACGAUGAAGAAGCCCGCCAAGUAUUAAGUGAAUAUGCCUACAACUCAAAGUUUCCUGCUAAUCCCAACGCUCAUGUUUACUUCUAUCAGUUCCUGAAGAGACAUGGUGAAUCGAAAAAAUCACUCAUAUCUGCACUCAAGAUAUUGCAUGAUCUUGUUCCUUCUCAUGAACUGAUGAUAGAUUUUAAUACCAUGCUUCAAAAAUCAAAGAAAAGAAAAAACCGCCGCCUGGGGCUACAAGUUAUUUUUGCGGUCUUGGAUUAUGCUGGCUGGAAGGAAAAUGUAAAAGCAUGGAGCUGUUUGGCAAGACAGGUGAAACAAAUUGUAAUCUCUGACAAGCACCCUGACUGGAUCGAGCAAGAGUGGGACUCCAGAAAGGAUUGGUGGCCAGCCUUCCAUUUUAGCCAUUACUUGGCAAAAAAGAAUUGGCAGGAAAAUAAAAGCCUUUCAUAUGAAAAAGCUCUGGUGGCUGGAAUCAUACUGGGAAAGGAUUGCAAGUACUUUAGAUAUGUAUCACACCAAGGCUGCAAAGCUCAGGCGAAAAAGUUUCGAAUACUGAAGAAAUUUGUGAAUAAGCACAUUCCCGUCCACCUGAGAAUAUCUGGUCUUUCAGAUUCCUCUGUACAACCUUGAUUAGAAGGCAUCCUUUAAGUUCUUGCUGCAUUUUUUUUCCUCUCUGUGAAACUGAUUUCUGUAUUGGUACUAUUCUAAAACUUCUAGGCAGACCCUAUUGACUCAGUAUUAAACUUUUUUAUAUAUUUAUGCAAAAAUGCUUUGUUUUCUAUGUAUUUUUUAAUAAAAUUAAUAUGAAUCAACUGAUCAGGUUGAAGAACUUUUCUAUUGUAUGAAAUACAGACAGAGUUGAUGUAAAAUGUAGCUUGAGAAAUAUUUAGUAUUAUGGUGUGGAAUUUCUGCAUCAAUAGUAUUUUACGGUUGGUCCUCAUGUUUAGACACGCAGAUGGUGACUUAAAUGACUGCUGGAACGUAGUUCAAAAUCCAUUUUGGACUAACAGUGGCAUUCAUAAUAGGCGGAGUGUCUUAACCUAGGAACAGUCCAAGAUCUAUUGAGAAAAUGCAUUCUCAGCCUGUAAAGGUUAUAAAGCUUGCUGCUUGUAACUUAUCAUUUCCUGAAAUAUGUGGGAAAAGGAGAGGCAUGGGUGUAGUUUACCACAGAAAGAACUGGUCUGUCUCAACAUCACUCCUAACCUGAAGAUCUCAUCACCCAGAUGACUGCACGUGGACUGCAGUACUGAACAGGACGGGUUUGCAGGGUCCACCGUGAUGAUGGAUACAGCUACCAGACAAAACUGCCAGGAGCUGGACACUAGAUGAACAAAACAACUGCCAGAAGCUGGACAUGCCCGAAUAGGUGUGCGUUUUUUGUGGGGAAAUAAGGGGCGGAGUUAGUGAAAUGAGCCUGUUAGCAAGGUAUGACCCCUAGCAUAUAAAGGGAUGAAGCAAUGGUGAGGACUUGGAGCGUGUGCUCUCA
This is a messenger RNA of Cuculus canorus (common cuckoo), 2332 nucleotides long. RefSeq names its product TATA-box binding protein associated factor, RNA polymerase I subunit A (gene TAF1A). Gene Ontology annotation, cellular component: RNA polymerase I transcription regulator complex. The transcript is spliced from 10 exons. The record is from RefSeq and is a predicted model, not a curated record. The coding region runs from base 106 to 1476 and encodes 456 amino acids. Gene Ontology annotation, biological process: transcription by RNA polymerase I. NCBI's taxonomy places the organism in Eukaryota, Metazoa, Chordata, Aves, Cuculiformes, Cuculidae.